This is a messenger RNA of Cotesia glomerata, 3080 nucleotides long. RefSeq lists its product as uncharacterized. The coding region runs from base 1402 to 2520 and encodes 372 amino acids. Lineage: Eukaryota; Metazoa; Arthropoda; Insecta; Hymenoptera; Braconidae. The transcript is spliced from 7 exons. The record is from RefSeq and is a predicted model, not a curated record.
CUAGAGUGGUUCUAUAGUUUAGUAGGCACAAGACUAUUGAUGCGUGAGGGUGUAUUUCGUUGGUAAAAAAAAGUUUCGAAACAAUCAAAUAAAAGAACUAUGGUUAACACUAAAAUAACGCCGUUAGUCUUAUAUUAAACGAAACUCGAUUAAAGGGCCAGCGAGUGAGUAAGUCAUCUAAAAGUCUCGAAGGCCAACACCUUACGAUUGAAAAAGCAAAAAAAAAUUUUAAAAAUUAUGAUUCUUUAUUAACCGAAAAUGUAGGGUUAAAGAAAAAAUCAAAAAAAAUCAAAGUAAAUCUAUACGUCGUAAUCCUAUUACACAAAACUCUAUAUAUGCAGAUAUAGUUGAAAAUAUUGAUAAAAUAUCUCUUCCAUCCGAUAAAUGGCAUUUUAUUAAAUUUAAUACUUAUAUUGGAGAAUGUAAUCGAAUCCGAAGAAAAUGGAAACGAGGAAUAUGUACUAAAGGAAAUGGAAAGUCCAGUUCAUGAAGACAUAAGUUAUUCUGUCGUGUAUGUAGCUGGCUACGUUCUCAGAAAAAUUCCCAAACAAAGUAAAUUUAAAUUCAAUGAAUGUGAACCAACUAUUAAAGUAAAUCUGGAAGAGCUCCAUAAAAAUUUAUAUGAAACAAUUAAUUUACUAAAUGAGGGUGGUCUUAUGUAUCCAUCAAACAGAUUGAUUAUUUUAUUAAAUUCAAUAGAGAAACAUAUUCUAAAAGUGACAGAAAGUAAUCGAAUAACGAAAGACACAUUAUUUCAGAUUAGCUAUUCUGCUCUUGACAAAUAUGAACCGGCUCAUUUAGUUAGUUGCAAAGAACAUUCGAGAAAAUUGACAACAUCUAUAUUAAACUACUAUUUCAUAUUGUGGAUGCAUUUUAUAGCGAGAAAAUUCAAUUCUGAGAACAAAGCUUCAAAAGAUGAAUCAAGAAAGCAUCGUAAAUUAGCAAAGUUGCAAUAAAUUUUUGUAAAUGUGAGGGAGAAUACAUAUCUGUUAAAAAUGUUCUACAGUUUUCUGUUUGAUUGUGCUACAAUACUUCACAAUUCAAAGAAAUUGGUAAAUUUUUCACGGAGGGCACUACCUCCAAUAGUCUUACUCGUAACGAAAGCUCCAUCUGAACGAAUUAUUUUUCGUUGCUGAACAAGCAUGAGAGACAUCUUCAGGCCUUCAGAAAACUAGCAACGGGAAACGUUUUUGUCACGGAUUUGAGUUGCUUAGACCGUAAGACUUCGGUCUCCUGUGUAUAGUCUCAAUACACAUCCUGUACUAUUUUUUACACUAUGGAAAACGCCCUCCUAAAAAUAAACGACAUUUGGAAUUUUCUGAAUUAUACUACGCCAGUUUGUUAGACUCAACUGUACGUUGCUGAUCGAAACAACCAUUUUUGUGGUUUUAGUUAUAAAAAAUGAAAAAAGAAACAAUAAUUUAUAUAAUCGGUACGUUUUGUAUUUUGCAAAUAGUUGAUUCGCAUCCUGAAAUUGCAUCAAAUAGUUUCGAUUCAAAAAAUGAAGCUCAGGAUAUAAAAUAUAUUGGUUAUCCUGAGAGUCAUGGUGAAUCGAAAUUGUGUUUUCAACCAUUAAGAAUGGCGGAUAAUUCAUCUGUGCCGUUCGUGGAAUUAAGAAUUGAUAGCUUUGCAGUAUUCGAUCGAUCAAAACAAUCUUCUGAAAUUUUAGCACUGGAAGGAAUUUUUCUUUACGUAGUAGAGCCAUCGUAUUUAGAAUAUGCACGUGAAGAAUUGAGACUGAUCAAAUUAGGCUUAAACUUUUGCGACUCUAAUGUGAAACCAUUUUUAAACACAAUAGCUAUGGUGGUUAUUUUAAUUUUCUACGGUGUGAGCAAUCUGUAUUUAUUAUACAAAUGGAAGUCCAUUAAUAAAACCCUCCAAAAACUUCCAAAGAAAAGUCACAAAGAAAAGAUAAAAUUAGUAAUAAUGUUGCUACUCGUUCCUGUUGGUUCCAUUUUGUUAUCAUUUCUUUUAUAUCUAGUAUUCAAUCUUCCUUCCGAAGAUAUCGAUUUAUUCUAUGAACAAAAAGUUCGCUUUGACCUGGAUCAAGGAUCAAAAUUAUGUUUAACACCACAACAAUUCGCAAAAAAAUUGGCUACAAUUUUAUCUGAAAAGAAAAUAAAUGACAUUGCAAACUUCAAUCAAGCAGAUAAACUUGUCCAAGAUUUUAACCAGGAAGAACAGCAUAUUAUCAUUAUAAGACAAACGAAUUUAAGUCAAAGGGAUUCAAUUAUUAUAAUUGGCGAUAAUUUUUGGCAUAGAAGGCGAGUCGACUCGUUCUUGAAGGACGAAUAUUUACUGUUAUUGAUCUUCAGUCUGAUCCCCAUACCUAUGGUGAUAGUCAUUAUUUUAUUAAUUUGUUUCAUAAAGCUUCUUGUAAAGUGGACUUAUGUGUUACUGGAUCGUGUUUCUGACAUGAAAAAAGAAUUUGAUUCUAAAGUUAUAGUUACACCAGUAUUAACUCUAGAAUCUAAUCUCGAGGGUAGUGUGACUUCAGAAUUAUGCACAGAAAAAAAGUGAUUAUGAUUUUGUAUAACGGUGAUGCAGCUUUUGGCACAAUAAUACAAUAAGUGCCUUAAUACGGUAAGUGUAUAGAAUUUAAUACAUUAGGCACAAGUUCAGAAUUACUUUUUUUUCUGUGAAGGUACAAAUUUUUUUAACAAUUUCUUGAUUGAACAUAAUUCUUAAUAAAAAGGUUUUAUAAUUUACUCUGUUUUUAUUUAUUACCCAGCUUGUAAACAUUUUUUGACAUUAACCAUCAUCCAGUGCAUUACGCACUGUGUUAUUUUGCCUAGGGACGGGGAACUUUUUAUCCACAAUCGGGUUGCACUGCGGCAUCAUCUCACUUCUACUAAUUUCUUAGUAGGAUUUCCGAUGUAAUAAUACCGUGUUACUGAUGACCAUUGUUAUUGAAAGAUGACGAUAUAACUGUAUCGCUGGCGAGAAAUCACCUGCUGACAAUUCCAUAAAUUACUUACCCAAUACAAGUAGUUUAUAUUCUUCGGCAAUUAGAAAUUUACGCAUAAUUAAAUUAAAAAUCACGGCGUUAUUUAUUACAGAACAUGUUAUGUUUGAUUUUA